This is a messenger RNA of Nematostella vectensis (starlet sea anemone), 1158 nucleotides long. Its product is annotated as succinate dehydrogenase [ubiquinone] iron-sulfur subunit, mitochondrial. Gene Ontology annotation, cellular component: mitochondrial membrane. Gene Ontology annotation, biological process: tricarboxylic acid cycle; aerobic respiration; respiratory electron transport chain. Gene Ontology annotation, molecular function: electron transfer activity; 2 iron, 2 sulfur cluster binding. The record is from RefSeq and is a predicted model, not a curated record. Bases 45 to 899 code for a protein of 284 amino acids. NCBI's taxonomy places the organism in Eukaryota, Metazoa, Cnidaria, Anthozoa, Actiniaria, Edwardsiidae. The transcript has 10 exons.
CAUUUUGGUAUUAGUGCGCAUGCGUAAGCUCUGGAAAAUCGAAGAUGGCGGCUCUUAGUGGGUUAAGGAGCUUUCGUGCGCUUCAGAUGAGGCCUGUCUUGGCCCUCAUGAAGAUGCCAACAAGGGAUGCCUCUGCGGCAGCAGCCACUAGCCAAGAGCCUCGCUAUAAAACCUUUUCAGUUUACAGAUGGGACCCAGAUAAGGCAGGAGACAAGCCCAGAAUGCAAGAAUUCAAAGUUGAUCUCAACGACUGUGGACCCAUGGUGUUAGAUGCUCUGAUUAAAAUCAAGAAUGAGGUGGAUCCCACCUUGACUUUCCGUCGCUCCUGCAGGGAAGGAAUUUGUGGGUCUUGUGCUAUGAACAUUGGAGGUAAAAAUACUUUGGCCUGUAUUUGCCGCAUUGAAGAUUUGAACAAACCUACCAAAAUCUAUCCACUCCCACAUAUGUAUGUUGUCAAAGAUCUGGUCCCAGACAUGGCCCACUUCUAUGAACAAUACAGGUCUAUUGAACCUUACCUGAAGAAAAAAGAGCAAGUGGAGUAUGGAAAAGAACAGUACCUUCAAUCAAUUGACGAUCGAAAGAAGUUGGAUGGUCUUUAUGAGUGCAUUCUGUGUGCAUGCUGCAGUACCUCAUGCCCAAGCUACUGGUGGAAUGCUGACAAGUAUCUGGGACCAGCCGUCCUGAUGCAGGCUUAUCGCUGGAUGAUUGACUCAAGGGAUGACUUUACAGCUGAGCGUGUUGCAUUCAUGGAUACUGAUGAGUACAAAGUGUUCCGCUGCCACACCAUUAUGAACUGCACACUCACUUGCCCUAAGGGACUCAACCCUGGGCUAGCCAUUGCAGAGAUCAAGAAGAUGGUUGCCAUGCAGAGAAACAAGAAAGCUGCUGCCGCAGUAUAGAAAGUACUAGAUUAUUUAAGAUGGUUCUUGCUAAUCCUAGCAUGAUAAGAUUAAAUGUAGAAAUAAUGCAUACUAGUAUGUAUGGUACUUUUUAUUUUAUAACUUUCUUCACUAUGUAGAAAAAGUGUUUGUGUUAAAAGGAAGAUCUUAUGUAACUUAGUUGGUAUCUGUACAGUAGCUACCAACUCCCUACUCUAAAUUGUCUACAUUCAGUACAAUCUUGUAAUUUAAAGAAUAAAUUAUGACUUUUAGAUUUAAA